Molecule: messenger RNA, 464 nt
Organism: Trichoplusia ni (cabbage looper)
Lineage: Eukaryota; Metazoa; Arthropoda; Insecta; Lepidoptera; Noctuidae
Product: endocuticle structural glycoprotein SgAbd-5-like
Exons: 3
Coding region: 38-397 (119 amino acids)
Cellular component (GO): chitin-based extracellular matrix
Molecular function (GO): structural constituent of chitin-based larval cuticle
Source: RefSeq, a predicted model, not a curated record
ACUUGAUCACAUUCAUCGGCAAAAACAACACUUCAAAAUGAAACUGUUCGUAGUUCUAUGCUUGGUCUCUGUGGCCGUCGCCGGUCCUGCUUCCAGGGCUUACUCUCCUAAUGACGUUGAAAUUCUCCAAUACGAUAACGACAACAUUGGACUUGGAAACUACAAAUAUUCUUACCAACAAUCAGAUGGAACAGGUCAAUCGCAAGAAGGUAAGCUGAUCAACGAAGGUCAAGAGAACGAAAGCCUGGCCGUCACCGGAUCGUACACAUGGGUUGGACCUGACGGCGUAACAUACCGCAUCACGUACAAAGCUGACGAGAACGGCUACCAACCCGAGAUCGAACAGGGACCCGGAGGCGGUAUCCCCCCCGCACUUGUUGCUUCCCUCCUCGGUUAAAUAGUUUUAGAUUUUGAUGUUAUCUUACCAAAAAUAGUACUUUAAUAAAAUAUUACAUUUUAAAAUA